Molecule: messenger RNA, 5895 nt
Organism: Aphidius gifuensis
Lineage: Eukaryota; Metazoa; Arthropoda; Insecta; Hymenoptera; Braconidae
Product: cadherin-23
Exons: 9
Coding region: 186-5852 (1888 amino acids)
Biological process (GO): homophilic cell-cell adhesion
Cellular component (GO): plasma membrane; cell-cell junction
Molecular function (GO): calcium ion binding
Source: RefSeq, a predicted model, not a curated record
UUAAAUGGAUUUUUAAUUACUAAUGUGUUAAAAAUUAUUUUAAUCUUGAAAGUGAUAAUGGAGCCUGGUGGAACAUUAAAAUCACCUGGUUAAUUAGCUACGAUUCAAAGAACCCAAUUAGUCAGUCAACCAAUAAAUUUAAACAAAAUUAUGUCAUCAACUAGUCAUAAAUGGUGUAAUCAAAAAUGAAAAUAAAUACUGAUAAUGUACAUUUUAAAUAUUCAGGAAAUAAAAUUUAUAAAUUUUUUAUAUUUUUAUGUAUUUGGAAGAUUUGUAAUGCUCAAAAUCAUCCACCACAAUUUAUUAUUGAUGGACAAAAUGAAAUUGUUGUCAAGGUUAAAGAAGGUCCAGAAACACCAGUUGGUAAAUUAAUUCACACACUGACUGGACGUGAUGAAGAUGGUGAUCCAUUAAUAUUUGGAAUAAAACAUCAACCUGGUGCCGAUGUAAUAAAGCUAAAAAAUACUGAUAAAAAUAAAGCCUACAUUUACCUCAAUAAACUACUAGACAGAGAAAUACGUGAUGAAUAUUUAUUAAUAUUAACACUAACUGACAACAAACUUGGUGAUGGAAAUUAUAUCGAACAAAGUUUUUUACUACUUGUUGAAGAUAUUAAUGAUAAUGUACCAACAUUUCUAUCACAUCCAACAACCCUGACUGUUAAAGAAAAUUCAGGACCAGGUAAAUUAUUAACAGUUGAAGCAAUUGAUGCUGAUGAAGGUGUACAUGGACAAGUUAAUUAUCAACUACAAGAACUUGAUGGUGAUAAUGAUGUAUUUAAAAUAACAAAUAUCAAUGGUAAAGGUGUUAUAAGUCUUGUUGGUCAAUUGGAUUAUGAAAAAAAAUAUUUAUAUCAAUUACGAGUACUUGCAACAGAUCGUGCCAUCAGUGGAACGAUUAAUACUGGAACAAGUGCUAUAUUGGUCAAGGUACAGGAUGUUGAAGAUCAACCACCUGAAUUUAUUGCCAUGACGCCAGUUGUUAGAAUAAGUGAAAAUGCCAAAAUUGGUACCUCAGUUCUUCAAGUUAGAGCUAUUGAUGGUGAUAAAGGAAUAAAUAAUCGUGUAACAUACAGUAUAAUUGAUGGACCUGUUGAUUUAUUUGGAAUAAAUUCAAAUACUGGUGUUGUAUUUACACGUGCACAACUUGACAGAGAAGCUGAAGAUAAUUAUGAUGGUACAUUUAUCAUUAAAAUAAAUGUUAAAGAAAUAACAACAGCACCAUCAAUAACAAGUCCAACAGUAUCAACUGAAGUUACAAUAAUUUUAACAGAUGUUAAUGAUGAAAAACCAAGAUUUCGUAGUGAUUAUUAUACUGCUGAAAUUAAUGAAAAUGCACCAUAUAAUACACCAGUUAAUUUUAUUGGUAAUUCAAUACCAGAAAUAUAUGAUCAUGACUUGGGAACAAAUGGUACAUUUAAAAUGUAUAUUAAAGAUGAUGGUGGACGUUUUGAAAUAACACCAUCACGUGGUAUCAAUGAAGCACCAUUUUUAAUACGUGUUAAAAAUUCAAUGAAACUUGAUUAUGAAGAGUCAUCAGUUAUUAAUUUUACACUUGUUGCUGAAGAAAUUGUUAAUAUUAAUCCAAAAAAAACAAGUGUACCAAUAACAAUAUUUAUAAAAGAUCAAAAUGAUAAUUAUCCAGAAUUUAUAAAAGAUAUUUAUGAAGUUAAUAUACCAGAAAAUUGUGAUAUUGGUACCACUGUUGCAUGGAUACAAGCAACUGAUUAUGACAGUGGUAAUUAUGGUACACAAGGUAUUAGAUAUACAAAUUUAGGUGGAAGUAUUGCAUAUGCAUUAAAAUUUAAUUUAACAAGUGGUAUUAUAACUGUUAAAAAUACAGGACCAGGUUUUGAUAGAGAACUUGUAUCACGUCAUUAUUUAACAGUUGAAGCACGUGAUGAUCUUGGUAAAGGUAAUAGAAAUACAGCUCAACUUGUUAUUAAUAUUGACGAUGUUAAUGACAAUGCACCAAUUUUUUUACAAACAAAAUAUGAAGCUGUACUUUUAGAAAAUAAAAAUGAAUUUGAAUCACCACUUGUUAUUGAAGCAUUUGACAUUGAUUUAAAUGGAACUAAAAAUAGUCAAAUAAUAUAUUCAAUAAUAAGCAAUGAAUUUGCAAAUAAUUUUACAAUUGAUACAAAACAUGGAAUAAUUAAACCAACUGGUCCAAUGGAUUUUGAGGCAUUGCCAAUAAGCCAAGGACACAAAGAAACAUCUGUACGUCAAUUAAAAUUAAUAGUAAGAGCAAGUGAUUUAGGAACACCAAGUUUAAGUUCAGAUGCACCAUUGACAAUUUAUUUUAAUGAUGUUAAUGAUAAUACACCAGUAUUUGAACAGCCAUCAUAUCAAACAUAUAUCAGAGAAGAUUUACCUGGUGGUACAAGUGUCAUGCAGGUAAAAGCAUGGGACAGAGAUUUAUCAUCACCAAAUAAUAAAUUAGUAUAUCGUAUUCAAAGUGGUGCACAUGAUAAAUUUAUAAUAAGCCCAGAAAAUGGAAUUAUUAAAAUAGCACCUGGAUCAAAUUUAGAUCCAGAUUUAACAUCACCAAAAACAAUUGUUUAUUUAUUAACAGUUGUUGCUAUUGAUAGUGGUAAUGAAAUACAAAAAUCAGCUGAAGUUAUUGUUAAUAUAACAAUUAUUGAUGUUAAUAAUAAACCACCGGUUUUUAUUGAACCAGGUACAGUAUCAAUUAAUGAAAAUACACAUGUUGGUGCUUAUGUACAUCGUAUUAUUGCAAAUGAUCCAGAUAUUGCACCAAAUUUACGUUAUAAAAUUGAUCAAAAUACAUCAGAAGCAAGAAAUGAAGAAGGUACCAUUAUUAAAAUACAAGAAUAUAAUUAUUUAUCAGCAUUUGAGCUUAAUGCUGUUGAUGGAUUAUUAAGAAUUGUUAAAUUAAUUGAUCGUGAAAAAGUUGAAACAAUAAGACUUGGAUUAAUUGUUGAAGAUCUUGCUGCUGUUAAAGGUAAACAAAUAUCAUCAACAAUAUUAAAUAUAAUAAUUAAAGAUGAAAAUGAUAAUAAUCCAAAAUUUCGUCGUCCAUUUUAUCGUCGUUCUGUUACGGAAAAUAGUAAAAAUGGUGUACAUAUUGCAAGUAUUGUUGCUGAUGAUGCUGAUAAAAAUCGUACAAUAACAUAUUCAAUGGAAAGUACAAAAGAAAUAUUUGAUCUUGUUAAUUUAGAUCCUGAAACUGGUGAAAUUGUUGUAUCAAAUAAAAUUGAUCGUGAGACAUAUUCAUGGUUAAAUUUUACUGUUAGAGCAACUGAUUCUGGUAUACCACCAAGAUCAAGUUUAGCUGAGGUAUAUGUUCAAGUUUUAGAUGAAAAUGAUAACAAUCCAUAUUUUAUAACAGACAUUGUUAAUAUAACAAUAAUGGAAAAUUUAAAAAUUGGCACUGAAAUAGCAACAAUACAAGCAAAAGAUCCAGACAGUGGUGAUUAUGGAAAAAUAACAUAUCUUCUUGAUCGUAUAUCAUCACAGGGAAAAUUUAGCAUUAAUCCAGACACUGGAAUUUUAACUGUAGCUGAUAAUAUUGAUAGAGAAAUAAAAACAAAUUAUUUAUUGAUUAUUGAAGCAUGGGAUAAUUAUCAUUUUGGUUAUACAGCUGGAGAAGCAAGAAAUGCAUUUAAACAAAUCGAAAUAAUCGUCAAUGAUGUCAAUGAUAAUUCACCAAAAAUUGACAUAACACAAGAGUGCAUAACAAUAUCAGAAUUUCAUGAUUUAAAAGACAUAAUAACAACAAUAAAAGCACAUGAUGCUGAUGAUCCAUUGACAAAAAAUGGAAGAGUAUUAUUCAAAAUUUUAUCUGGUAAUGAGCUGGGUUUAUUUAGCAUUGAACAGAUAAAUUAUUGGACAGCUAAAAUUAAAUUAGUAGGAUCAUUACAAGGUUUAUUUGGUAAUUAUUCAUUGAAUAUUGAAGCACGGGAUUUAGGAACACCAUCAAAUAGUGAUAAAAAAAUAUUAAAUAUAUGUGUAACUGAUUACAAUGAUAAUCCACCGAUUUUUAUAAGUCCACAACAUAAUACAACAAUAAGAGUACCAGAAAAUAUAACAAUUGGUUCAUCAAUAAUUCAAGUUGAAGCUAGAGAUGCUGAUACUGGAUUAAAUGGUGAAGUACAUUAUCGUUUGAAGCAAGAUCUUGCCGGUCAUUGGCGAACAUUUUCAAUUGAUGAUAAAAAUGGUAGCAUAACUGUUCGACAUUCACUUGAUCGUGAAACCCAAAAAUUAUAUGAAAUAAGAAUUGAAGCAUAUGAUCUUGGUACACCAACAUCAUUAACAAAAGAUUUAGAUCUUAUUAUUUAUGUACGUAAUAUAAAUGACUAUGAGCCACAAUUUUUAGUAAAUUUAUUUGAAGUUAUAUUUACUGAAGAAAAAAUACCAGGUUCAGAAAUAUUUAUCCUACCAGAAACAAUUGAUCGUGAUGAAGUUGAUGAAUUAGAUGAUCCACCAACACAAGUAUGUUAUUUUAUUGUUGGUGGAAAUGAAGAUGGAUAUUUUAUUUUGAAUAAAUUAAAUCAUACAUUAACAACAGUUAAAAAAUUAGACAGAGAACAACAAGAUGAAUAUUCAUUAUUGAUAAAAGCAACUGAAGAUUGUAAUAAUGUACCAGCAAAUGAAAGUUUUUUUGAGGAAGAUGAUGAUACACUGUUAAAGGUCACUGUUAAAAUAAGUGAUAUCAAUGAUAAUCCACCAAAAUUUACAAGUGAUGUAUUUACCGGUGGUGUUACAACAGAAGCUGACUUUGGAACUCAAUUUAUGUUUAUCAAGGCUAUUGAUUUGGAUACCGGUGAUAAUGCAGCAGUUAGUUAUUAUCAAGUCGGUAAAAUACAAAUGACAUUAACCGAAGGACUUGAGGAUAUUAAACUUCAGCCGUUUCUUAUUGAUCGACUGACUGGUGCUGUUAUAUUAAAUUUCGAUCCACAACCAAGAAUGAAAGGUUAUUUCGAUUUUAUGGUAUAUGCUAAUGAUUCAGAGGGUCUUCAUGAUACAGCACGUGUAUUUAUUUAUUUAUUACGUGAAGAUCAAAGAGUGAGAUUUGUAUUACGACAACAUCCUCUUGAAGUACGUAAUAGAAUUGAUGUUUUUCGUGAAAUAUUAGGUAAUGUUACUGGUGCAAUAAUAAAUGUUGAUGAAUAUAAAAUUCAUGAAAAUCAUAAUGGUUCUGUUGAUCGUACUAAAACUGAUUUAUAUAUUCAUCUUGUUGAUAGACGUGAUAAUUCAAUUCUUGAUGUAUCACAAGUACUUGAAUUAGUUGAUAAAAAUAUUGAAAAAUUGGAUAAUUUAUUUAAAGAUUUUAAUGUAUUAGAUACACAACCAGCUCAAGCAUUACCAAUUGUUCAUUAUGAACAAGCUGCAACGACAUUUUGGCUACUUGUAUUGACAUUAUUUUUAGGUGCAUUAUUAUUGUUGUGUAUUACAUUGUGUUUAUCACAAAGAGCAUCAUUUAAGCGUCAAUUAAAAGCAGCAAAUGCAUCAACAUUUGGUACAAAUGAUACUGAAUUUAUUCGUGGUCCAGCAAGAGUUCCAAAUACAAAUAAACACAGUGUUGAAGGAUCAAAUCCAAUUUGGAUGCAUGCUUAUGAAAAUGAAUGGUUUAAAAGUGAUGAAUCAUUUAGUCAUAAUUCAGAGAGAGAUUCACUUGAUGAAAAUGCAUUGAAUAAUGAAGAAACAAUCAAUGAUGGAAGAACUACUGAUGAAAAUCCAUAUUAUACACAACCAGAACAACCAACUUCUUUUUCAAGCGUAGAAACUGAAACUGAUAACCAAAAUAUUUACUGUCGUGAAUCACAAAUUUUUAGAAAUCCAAAUCCCGGAAAUACACUUGGAAAAAAAGUUGAGACAACUGAGUUGUAAAUUUUUUAUUUCGAUUACUGUAAUCUUCUCUUUUUUUUUUUUU